AACCUCAAAAUCGUCCCAGUUGAUCUCUCUCUAAAGAAAAAAUUGAAACGCAAUGGAGGACGCAGAUGGACUCAGCUUCGAUUUCGAAGGCGGUCUUGAUUCCGGACCUGUUCAGUCCUCCGCUUCAGUCCCGGUUGCUCCGCCUGAAAACUCUUCCUCCGCCGCUGUUCACGUAGCACCGAGCUACGAUCACGCAGCCGCGACGGUUGCUGGAGCUGGGAGGGGACGAAGUUUCCGGCAGACUGUUUGCAGACACUGGCUUCGAGGUCUGUGUAUGAAAGGUGACGCCUGUGGAUUUCUCCACCAGUUUGACAAAGCUCGUAUGCCGAUCUGCCGGUUUUUCCGGUUAUACGGUGAAUGUCGAGAACAGGAUUGUGUGUAUAAGCAUACCAAUGAAGACAUCAAAGAAUGCAAUAUGUACAAGUUGGGAUUUUGUCCCAAUGGUCCUGAUUGUAGGUACAGGCAUGCAAAGCUACCUGGACCUCCACCACCAGUUGAGGAAGUUCUUCAGAAGAUACAACAAUUGACAUCAUACAAUUUUGGGCCAAAUAGGUUCUAUCAACCACGGAAUGUUGCUCCACAGCUACAAGAUAAACCUCAGGGGCAAGUUCCGACGCAAGGUCAGCCACAAGAAUCAGGUAACUCGAUGCAGCAACAACAACAACAACAACCUCAGCAAUCACAGCACCAGGUUAACCAGACACAGAUACCACCAAACCCUGCUGACCAAACAAACAGAUCAUCUCAUCCUUUGCCUCAGGGGGUAAAUAGGUUUGUUCAGAGUCCCAAGGUUUUUAAUUGGGUUAUUAACGGUAUGCCAGAUCCGUUUGGUAUGGGUCCAAGACCCUUUGGACCGUAUGGACCGAGGUUUGGUGGUGAUUUCAGAGGACCAGUGCCCGGAAUGACGUUUCCUGGUAGGCCACCGCAACAGUUUCCACAUGGCGGUUAUGGUAUGAUGGGAGGCGCAGGACGUGGCCCGCAUAUGGGAGGAAUGGGAAACGCUCCUCGAGGAGGCCGACCGAUGUAUUAUCCACCAGCAACAUCAUCAGCACGUCCUGGCCCAACCAACCGGAAAACACCUGAGAGAAGCGAGGAGAGAGGAGUGGGGGCGGAUCAACAAAAUCAGGAUGCAUCCCAUGACAUGGAGCAGUUUGAGGUCGGAAACAGUUUAAGAAAUGAAGAGAGUGAAAGUGAAGAAGAAGACGAAGCUCCAAGACGAUCAAGACAUGGAGAAGGAAAGAAGCGUCGGUGAGAGAGACUUACACAAGCUAUAAUUCCCCUCUCUCUCUCUCUCCCCUCUAUUUUUGAUUCAAACAUAUUAGUAUUACAUUACUGGUAUAUUGUUCGUAUUUUCGAGAUAUUUUGUACUAUCAGACGACAAGAGUUGGUAAAACAACUCUCACACAUCUUUAGUAUUAUUACUCUUUAAGGUUUAUGCCAUUA
Molecule: messenger RNA, 1443 nt
Organism: Camelina sativa (false flax)
Lineage: Eukaryota; Viridiplantae; Streptophyta; Magnoliopsida; Brassicales; Brassicaceae
Source: RefSeq, a predicted model, not a curated record